AUGGCGCUGAGCUUAGAGUCAGCUGGUAGGUUCCCUGGACUGGCUCCGACAGGCAGCGUUGAACCUGAGCUGCCCAUCGACCCCUACGUGUCCCUCAACAGCUCGUGGGCAAGCCCAACAGAGGCCAGCUCCCUGGAGGACCUGGUGGCCACAGGCACGCUCGGGGUGCUGCUCUCGGCUAUGGGCGUAGUGGGCGUGGUCGGCAACGCGUACACUCUGGUGGUCAUGUGCCGCUGUCUGCGUGCCUCAGCGCCCCUGCACGUCUAUGUCGUCAACCUGGCGCUGGCCGACCUGCUCUACCUGCUCAGCAUCCCCUUCAUCGUGGGCACCUACGUCACCAAGGACUGGCACUUCGGCGAUGUGGGCUGCCGCGUCCUCUUCAGCCUGGACUUCCUGACCAUGCACGCCAGCAUCUUCACGUUGACCGUCAUGAGCAGCGAGCGCUACGCCGCCGUGCUGAGGCCGCUGGACACGGUGCGGCGUUCCAAGGGCUACCGCAAGCUCCUGGUGCUGGGCACCUGGCUACUGGCGCUGCUGCUGACUCUGCCCAUGGUACUGGGCAUCCGGCUGGUGCGCAGGGGCCCCAAGAGCCUCUGCUUGCCCACCUGGGGCCACCGCGCCCACCGCACCUACCUGACGCUGCUCUUCGCCACCAGCAUUGUGGGCCCCGGUGUGGUCAUCGGGCUGCUCUAUGCCCGCCUGGCUCGCGCCUACUGGCGGUCCCAGAGGGUCUCCUUCGGGCAGACUCGGCGGCUGCCCAGCCCCCGGGUGCUCUACCUCAUCCUCAGCAUCGUGCUACUCUUCUGGGCCUGCUUCCUGCCUUUCUGGCUGUGGCAGCUGCUAGGUCAGUACUGCCCAGUUCUGCCGCUCAGCCCCGGGACCGCGCGCCUCAUCAACUACCUGACCACCUGCCUCACCUACGCCAACAGCUGCGUCAACCCCUUUCUCUACACGCUGUUCACCAAGAACUACCGGGAGCACCUGCGGGCUCACCAGCGCUCCGUCAGCAGCCGGUUGGCGCGCAGCUUCCCACGUUCACUCGGCCGCUUCCGCCACGCCUGGGGCCGCUCUCAGUCCGCCAGCAACCAGCAGGCCACCGCGAUCACCAUGGUCUCCCGGGCCGCUCCGGGGCGGCCUGUGCCGGAGGGUCCUAUACUCUCCAGAUGA
Messenger RNA from Chrysochloris asiatica (Cape golden mole), 1167 nucleotides. RefSeq names its product urotensin 2 receptor (gene UTS2R). The transcript has a single exon. The coding region runs from base 1 to 1167 and encodes 388 amino acids. The record is from RefSeq and is a predicted model, not a curated record. Lineage: Eukaryota; Metazoa; Chordata; Mammalia; Afrosoricida; Chrysochloridae. Gene Ontology annotation, molecular function: urotensin II receptor activity. Gene Ontology annotation, cellular component: membrane. Gene Ontology annotation, biological process: blood vessel diameter maintenance; regulation of blood pressure; neuropeptide signaling pathway.